This is a messenger RNA of Anoplophora glabripennis (Asian longhorned beetle), 1934 nucleotides long. RefSeq names its product probable tyrosyl-DNA phosphodiesterase (gene gkt). Gene Ontology annotation, biological process: double-strand break repair; single strand break repair. Lineage: Eukaryota; Metazoa; Arthropoda; Insecta; Coleoptera; Cerambycidae. The record is from RefSeq and is a predicted model, not a curated record. Gene Ontology annotation, cellular component: nucleus. Bases 115 to 1845 code for a protein of 576 amino acids. The transcript has 9 exons. Gene Ontology annotation, molecular function: single-stranded DNA binding; 3'-tyrosyl-DNA phosphodiesterase activity; double-stranded DNA binding.
GACGUUUAUUUGAUGUAAUAUGUAAUGUUCUGCUUUUACUGACGUGAAGAUUGAAACAUUUUAUUAUUUCAUAUAUCACUUUUUUAAUGAAAAACUGAAGUUAUUAAAUUUAUUAUGGAAUCAUUUCUGAAACGAAGAAGUGAUAACACUCUGGGCGAACCUAAGAAAAAGAUGAAAAGGGAAAAUUGCCCCCACUCUGAACGUUGCUACAGAAAAAAUCCACAUCAUUUUAAAGAGUACGAGCAUCCUCAUUUGAUUAAGUUUAUAGAAAUGGGAGAUUCUCUAGUUAUACCAGAUAAUUCACCACAACCAAAAAAUGUGUAUCUGGAACAAAUUGAAAUAUUGAAACCUAUAAUUGCAAAAAAAAAUGUAUCGAAGGAUUCUAGUAAACAAAAAUCGAUGCCAGAUUUAUCAGGUGAUGCUGGUCCAUCGUCAAGUAAAAAAGUAUCUAAUAAGGGGAAAACUACUAUUUACAAUGGAGAACUAAAUACUGGCGUACAGUUGGCUAAACCAGGUACAAUGUUGGAAAAACUGGAGAAAGCUGCACCAUAUAAUUUAUUUUUUACUACAGUGAAUAAAGCUCCAGAAACUUUAAAACAACCUAAUGCCAUAACAUUUACAGAUUUGCUCUGUCCAAGUUUGGGUGAUUUGAAGUGUUCCUUACAAAUAAACUUUAUGAUAGACAUCGACUGGCUCUUGAAACAAUAUAAAGCGAGGAAUUUGAGUACAAAGCCCCUAACAAUUGUAUAUGGUGAUGAUUGGCCAGAUAUGGCUAAAUUUAUAGAUAUGUUUUGCCCUAAUGUCACAUAUAAAUUCAUAAAAAUGAAAGAUCCGUUUGGAUGUCAUCAUUCUAAAAUUGGCAUUUACGUCUAUGAAGAUAAUUCUGUGCGAGUUGUUGUGUCAUCAGCAAAUCUGUAUUAUGAAGAUUGGAAUCAUUAUAAUCAGGGAUUGUGGUUGAGUCCAGCUUGUCCAAGAUUACCCGAAUCUAGUGCUGCUAGUGAAGGAGAGUCCCCAACUGGCUUCAAAGCAAAUCUUUUAAGCUAUCUAGGAACUUAUAACCUCCCUUGUCUUCAAUCUUUUAUAGAUCAUGUUAAAAGGGCCGAUUUUUCCGCAGUCAGAGUAUUUUUGGUGUAUUCAGUACCUGGUCGACAUUAUCCUAAUAACGUAGGUUCCCAUCUUCACCGCGUUGGAGCCUUAUUAAAGCAACAUUGCACACUACCUUCAAAAACAACACCCGAAAGUGAAGGACCCUUGUCUUGGGGCAUCAUUGCACAAGCUUCCAGUAUAGGAUCAAUGGGUAAAAGCCCUGCUGAGUGGCUCAGGGGCACAUUGCUUCGAAGUUUGGCAAGCCACACUAAGGGCCCAUUACCCAUGAAUUCUAAUGCCACUCUGAGCAUAGUGUACCCCAGUGUGGACAAUGUUAUGACAGGUUAUUACGGACAUGAGAGCGGUGGAUGUUUACCAUAUUCAAAGGCUACAAAUGAAAAGCAGAGGUGGUUGCAGGAGUAUAUGCAUCAGUGGAAGGCUGAAGCCUAUGGAAGAACAAGGGCAAUGCCACAUAUUAAAACAUACUGUCGAGUUUCACCUUGCUUGACUAAACUAGCCUAUUUCUUGGUCACUAGUGCAAAUUUAUCAAAAUCUGCUUGGGGUGGGCCUGUUGGGAAGGACUCAGGGGUGUAUGUGAGGUCAUACGAAGUAGGAGUUCUCUAUUUGCCAAAAUUUUUUGAUGAAGAAUAUCUGGAGAUUAAAAGGACACUGUCAAGUAAAAAUAAGAAGUUGUUUCCAUUUAUGUAUGAUUUACCGCUGGUUCCUUAUAAAUCUGAUGAUUAUCCUUGGUGUAACUGACAAUUUGGUGUAAAUGUUCUAUUCAUUAUUUUUUUGUUAUAAAACCAUGUUUGUUCAUUUAUUAUACAGUCAUCUCUACAUUUUUUAAA